AAGAGAUUGCAGGGAAUGGUAAGUGCAUUUCAAAUACUCCUCUUACUCUGGUAGUUGACAAAAAAGGAGUUCCAGAUUUAACAAUGGUUGAUUUGCCGGGCAUUACUAGGGUUCCAGUUCAUAGUCAGCCAGAAGAUAUAUAUGAACAGAUUAAUAAUAUUGUCAUGGAGUAUAUUGUUCCUAAAGAAAGCAUCAUUCUCAAUGUACUCCCUCCGUUCCAUUUUACUUGAUGUUUUAAGAUUUUUUCUAUGUUCCAAAAUAGAUGAUAGUUUUGGUAUUCAUAUUCUCACUAAUUUGCCCUUACUUUGGAAUUACACAAUAUUAUUAAUUUUUAUUGAAAUCAAUACUCUAAUUUUAAAUCUACUCUAGUUUUUUAUUGUGUUCCAAAAUGAUAGAGAAUUUGGUAAUACAUCCCAAGUAAAAUACUACGGGAUUGAUAACUAGGUCAUCUAAAUCUUUAAGAAGAAUUAAUAUGGAUAAACUUGGAAAGAUUUUACUCUCUCUGAUAUUUUUUAAUCUUCGUGAAAAACUCUACAACGUCAAGUAAAUCGGAACGGAGGGAGUAUUAUCUACUGGCGUUGAUUUCCCUACUUGCCAGUCAAUAAGAAUGUCUCAGAAAGUAGAUAAGAUUGGUGAGAGAACUUUGGCUGUAGUCACAAGAGUUGAUAAAUCUCCUAAAGGUUUACAGGAAAAAGUUCUUGCUGAUAACGUUAAUAUUGGCCUUGGUUAUGUUUGCGCGAGAAAUCACAUCGGUGGUGAGACCUACAACGAAGCAAGGGCUGAAAAGGCAAGGCUAUUUCAUUCACAUCCACUUCUUUCAAAGAUGGAUAAAUCUAUUGUUGGAGUUCCUGUAUUGGCUCAAAAGCUUGUCCAAAUUCAAGCAACAAGUAUUGCUAAGUUCUUGCCUGACACUGUAAAGAAGAAUAGUGAAAUGUUAAACAAGAAUGCGGCUGAAUUAGAUAACAUGCCUCGACAUUUGUCUAGCAUAGCAGCUGAUGCUAUAACAGCGUUUAUGCUUAUUCUUGGAUCUGCCAAGGAGAGUCCGAGGAAGAUUCUCAUUACAGGAGAACUUCACGAGUUCCCAGAUGAUGUGAAGAUGCAUUGCACAGCUUGUCUGGCUGAGAUGCUGGAUGGUUUCUCAGCUGAUAUUGAAACCAAAUCCGCCUGGAAUAGCAACAAAGAUAAGUUUUUAGAGGAUGAAAUGAAGGUUUUAGGGGAAACGAAGAGUAUUGGCUUCCUAUUUACCCCGCACAGCAUUCCAAACAAUCUUACAGAGAAGAUGUAGUAGCGGAAAGUCCAACUGAUUUUGUGAAAAGGCUUGGAACUAUGGAAGACAUUUUUUUUUUGUGUACUCUUAACUAAAUCUGAAAGCUACCACAACUUCAGUCUUUUAUAAGAUGGGCGGCUCAUAAUCUCAUUACAAAGGCAAGAACCCAGUCAAUUGAACGAGUGAAGGAGAUUGUGGAGAUGGAGAAAAUGGCAGAUUACAGUUGUAGUCCUGAUUACAUUACAACAUGAACUAGGCUGAUGCUGCAACAAGAAAAGUUCAAGGCUGCAACAUGGACUAGGCUGAUGAAUCAAAAGAAAAGAGAUUACCUUUUUUUGAAAUGCUAGGUGAAGUUGAAUUUGGGCAUCUGCAGGAUACACAAAUUGUUGAACAAGCUUUUGAUAUUAAGAUGAGAAUUAUGGCUUAUUGGAAGAUUGUUACGAGGAGGCUAGUCGAUAAAUUGGCCCUGCAUCUGAUCUUUACCAUUCAGAAUCUAAUUAACAAAUCCUACUGGUGGUGCUGGUGUUGGUGGUAUUGAUAGGAUGUUGGAAGAACCACCGUCUGUGGUAACCGAACGUGAGAAAUUGAACAGAAGCAUUAAGCUGCUUCAGGAAUCCAAAGAUGUGGUAGCUAAGAUUCUGGGUUGUAUUUCUGCUAGUGGUCAAGGAUAUGGUCUUCUGCUGUGUACGGUGAUGUGUUACCUCAUGUCAUGUUUUUGGUUUCUUGACUUGGUUUAGAAUAUCAUAGUUUUGCAAAGUUGAAGUCUGUUUUUGAGAUGAUUUUGGUUACUCCUGGGAGUAGGAUUUGCCAUCUGAUCUGUCAGUUAUCCAUAGUGUAUCUAUGUAUGUUGACUGUUAUUAUCGCUAGUAAAUGAAUCAUAAAUACAUUUGGUUUAGCAACUUGUUAAUUGUUUUAUUUGGGAGUUUGAUGAAUGUUGAAGGGCGGAGAACAAAGAAAUGAAAUGUCUACCUAGAGAAUGUGGGUUGAAAGGUAUGG
Messenger RNA from Papaver somniferum (opium poppy), 2263 nucleotides. Its product is annotated as dynamin-related protein 4C-like. Gene Ontology annotation, cellular component: cytoplasm; membrane; microtubule. The coding region runs from base 608 to 1285 and encodes 225 amino acids. Gene Ontology annotation, molecular function: microtubule binding; GTPase activity. NCBI's taxonomy places the organism in Eukaryota, Viridiplantae, Streptophyta, Magnoliopsida, Ranunculales, Papaveraceae. The record is from RefSeq and is a predicted model, not a curated record. The transcript has a single exon.